Molecule: messenger RNA, 1580 nt
Organism: Guyanagaster necrorhizus
Lineage: Eukaryota; Fungi; Basidiomycota; Agaricomycetes; Agaricales; Physalacriaceae
Product: CDF-like metal transporter
Exons: 13
Coding region: 262-1464 (400 amino acids)
Biological process (GO): monoatomic cation transport; transmembrane transport
Cellular component (GO): membrane
Molecular function (GO): monoatomic cation transmembrane transporter activity
Source: RefSeq, a predicted model, not a curated record
CGAAAGAGCAAAUGUAAACCUGUAUUUGAUCGGUAGGCCAAUAUAAUAUUGAACCCAACGAUUCGGUACCAGAGUCCACUGGCACUUGGUCACUCUCCAAAUUCACCUUCAACCUCCCCAAAGGCACCUCCCACUUCUCUCAUGGCGCUAUGGGGCGCCUGCAUGAAUACUUGUUAUCACGCCAAGCAUUUUCUGCUUCGGUAACUUGCGAAUAGUCAUAAAAAAGCGGCGGCGGCAAAACUUCUUUGCCUUUCUUCUCCGAUGUCUUUUAUCAUCCUUCCCUCUCCCUAUGAGCCAGGCUGUACCCCUCCGACACCUCCAGUAUCCCCCGCUCGGUCGGGUACCUCUGUCCCUGAUGUGGAAAGCACGUUGUCCGAGAACCCUGUCGACGAUCCUUUCAGGCUGAGAGCUGCUCUGCGAGACCCAGAUGACGUGGCUGCUCUGCGCAGACGAUGGAACCCACGCAAACAGCGCCAUAUUGGCAAGUUUUACGAGAUGCAGAAUGAGAAGAUUGAUGCGCUAUUGAAGACCAUGGAGAGCCAUGCCCAGGGUGGCGAAGAGGGCAUGAAGGAGAACGCCUUGAAGGUCAAAAUUGCCGUAUACGCUUCGUUUAUCGCAAAUUGCGUAUUAUCUGUUCUACAGCUCUACGCUGCUAUAUCGUCUUUAUCUCUGUCUUUCUUCGCUACUGCUGCCGAUUCUGUCUUUGACCCCGUCGCAAACCUGCUCCUGAACCUGCUCCAUCACAAGUCGAGGAGCGUGGACUUUGUUAAAUACCCUAGCGGUGGUGCUCGUUUAACCACUAUCGGUAACAUUGUGUACUCGUUCGCCAUGCUUUCCGUCAGCAUCCUCCUGGUCGCUUUCUCGAUUCAAGACCUCUCCACCCAUAAGGACGGAGAAACUCUAGAUUUCAAUGUUCCCUCCGUCAUUGCUGUCGGCAUCGCUUUUGUCACAAAAGUGCUUCUCUUUUUGUACUGCUUCUCGAUCCGCAACUCGAGCUCGCAGGUUCAGGUACUUUGGGAGGAUCAUCGGAAUGAUCUCUUAAUCAAUGGGUUUGGCAUUCUCACAAGUAGUGCCGGUGCCAAGCUUAAGUGGUGGAUUGAUCCUAUGGGCGCUAUUAUUAUUUCAUGUGUCAUUAUCGUUUCGUGGACAUACACCUCAUACAUCCAGUUCGGCUACCUCGCUGGAAAGGCUGCCCCUCAUGAAUUUACCCAACUGGUCAUUUAUAAGACGCUCACAUUCAGCGAUGAGAUCAAGCAGAUCGAUUCUUGCAGAGCAUACCACAGUGGGGAGAAAUUCCUCGUCGAAGUCGAUAUCGUUAUGCCAAGUGACACACCUCUAUGGAAAUCGCAUGACCUGAGCCAGGACCUCCAAGAUAAACUCGAGACGCUGCCGAUGGUCGAGCGAGCGUUUGUCCACGUCGACCACGAAGUAUCACACAAACCUGAACAUCGCAAAUACAUCUGAAAUCUAGCAAGAGUUGGUAUGCCAAGAAGAUGUGGAAUGCCUACCGUAAGAUGCGAUAUAUAUCUUAAUCUCUAAAUCCAGUACGCUUACGUCCAUUUGUCUGCAUAUUGUUCAAU